Aplysia californica (California sea hare) is the source of this 2960-nucleotide messenger RNA. Its product is annotated as aspartate--tRNA ligase, cytoplasmic. Gene Ontology annotation, cellular component: cytoplasm; cytosol; aminoacyl-tRNA synthetase multienzyme complex. Bases 284 to 1873 code for a protein of 529 amino acids. Gene Ontology annotation, biological process: aspartyl-tRNA aminoacylation. The transcript is spliced from 15 exons. The record is from RefSeq and is a predicted model, not a curated record. NCBI's taxonomy places the organism in Eukaryota, Metazoa, Mollusca, Gastropoda, Aplysiida, Aplysiidae. Gene Ontology annotation, molecular function: ATP binding; aspartate-tRNA ligase activity; RNA binding.
CGCACACACGUGUAACACUUUGUCUGCUGUGCAGUGCGGAACGCAGCUGUGUCGUCUUGUUUAUUUGGUUCAACUUUCUGCAGAUCUGCCGACUUCCGACACGGUCUUUGUAACUAAAUCCUGCCUGAGUGACGCAAGUAUUGCAUGAGAAAAUCUACAAUAAAUAGAAGCUUCUCAACUGAAGAAGGAAGUAUUCAUUUACGUGUUUAGACUUGAGAGCAAGUCAUAUCUAGAUCUAUUUCCAGCCAUUCUACCAGGACGAAGCCUAGACUCUACUUUGAAAAUGAGUGCCCAAGGCGAUCAAGUUAUCGGGCCUGAUGGGAAACCUAUUUCCAAGAAGGCUUUGAAAAAGCAACAGAAAGAUGCAGAGAAAGCAGCCAAAAAAGCGGAAUACAAGAAACAGAAUACUCAAGAGGGAGCGGAGCAGGAGGUUCAGACAGAGGAUCAGUCUGCAGGUCGCUAUGGUAACCUGCCUUUGAACCAGUCCCAGGAGAGACUUGAUAGGCGCCUGUAUAAAGUAAACGAGUUGCAGCCGUCCAUCUCUGGUCAGAAGAUCUGGGUUAGAGGAAGGUUGCACACUUGUAGGAGCAAAGGCAAGCAGUGUUUCUUUGUUAUCCGGCAGCAGAAAUGGACAGUGCAGGUGUUCGCUAUGCAGAAUGAGAAUAUCAGCAAACAGAUGAUCAAGUUUGUGUCCAGUGUCAGCGCUGAGUCCAUCAUUGACGUGGAGGGCACCGUCCAGAAGACUGACCAGAAGAUUCAGUCAUGUACACAACAGGAUGUAGAGCUGAGCCUUUCUCAGAUUUGGGUAGUAAGUGCCUCAGAACCUCGUCUUCCACUUCUCAUUGAGGACGCCAGUAGACCAGAAGGGGAAGGGGAGCUGGCUACUGUCAAUCAAGACACGAGGCUGGACAACCGUAUCCUUGACCUUCGCACAACUACCAGUCAGUCCAUCUUCAGGCUGGAAGCCGGCGUGUGUCGACUGUUCCGUGACUACUUAACGGAGAAAGGUUUUGUUGAGAUACACACCCCCAAGAUUAUUUCAGCGGCUUCGGAAGGUGGAGCUAAUGUGUUUGAGGUGACCUACUUCAAGACCAAAGCGUACAUGGCCCAGUCCCCUCAGCUGUACAAGCAGAUGGCUAUCUGUGCCGAGUUUGACAAGGUCUUCACCGUCGGAGCAGUUUUCAGAGCAGAAGAUUCCAACACACACAGGCAUCUGACAGAAUUUGUGGGUCUUGAUUUAGAAAUGGCUUUCAACUAUCAUUACCAUGAAGUUUUGGAAGUGAUAGGGGAAAUGUUUGUCAACAUUUUCAAAGGUCUACAACAAAAUUACGCAGAGGAGAUCUCUCUUGUUGGAAAGCAGUUCCCUGCAGAGCCCUUCAAGUUCUUAGAACCAAGUUUGGUCCUGAACUACAAGGACGGUGUGGAGAUGCUGAAGAAGGCUGGUGUGGAGAUGGAGGAUGAUGAGGAUUUGUCCACUCCCAACGAGAAGUUGUUGGGCAGACUGGUCAAGGCAAAGUAUGACACCGACUUCUUCAUCCUGGAUAAGUUCCCCUUGGCGGUGAGGCCGUUCUACACCAUGCCUGACCCCCAUGACAAUAAAUGGUCCAACUCGUACGACAUGUUCAUGAGAGGAGAGGAGAUCCUGUCGGGCGCUCAGCGAAUUCACGACCCAGAGUUCCUGACGAAGAGAGCAAAAGAACAUGGAGUUGACAUUGAGCACAUCAAGGGCUACAUCGACAGUUUCCGCUAUGGAGCCCCGCCUCAUGCCGGUGGAGGCAUUGGUCUUGAGCGAGUGACCAUGCUGUAUCUAGGACUUGACAACAUCCGCAAGACGUCGCUCUUCCCCCGUGACCCCAAACGUCUGACACCGUAGAAGUUUUCCAACAGACUGCUACACACAUGAGAAACAUGCCACAAGAAUCCAACUUUCUGUUGUCUCCAUGAGACCCAGCUAUUAAUCUUUUGCUGCUUUUGUUUGCUCUGCGGUAUCUUUAUUCUGUCCUCUCUCAAACCUCUUAAUACUUGUAAAUUUAUGCUGGUUGGAUCUUUCAUGUUUCGUGUAAAAAUUGAAAGAAAAGGAAGUCAUAGGGGCAAAUAUUAGCAAACAACCCAUAUAGGGCUAAUGUGUUUUCUUUUGUUGCCUCUGUUCGAAUCAUUCUCAAACUCGGACUUCUCUGACACUAUUGAUUCUAUUCCUGCUUGUAGACACAUGUUAAAAAAUUGUGCCUUUGAGGCUGCUUCUUGCUCUUCCUCAAUCAAUGGUUCAAAUAAUUCUGAUUUUAUAUUUCAGACAAUCAUUCAAACCUAAGUUUGACACUUAUUGAAAUUGUUUUUUCAUUUCAAUAAAACACAACUUGAAAAUGAUAAAGAAAGAAAAUUGUAAGCAUAUACUUUGAAAAGUAAUUCGACAAUAAUGUGAGAGAAGAAACUCUUGUACAAUUUUUGCCAUUUCUGUCUAGACUGACUUGUUCUAUGUGCGUUAGCGUAUGCACUCACAAAUACACAAUUUGCUGUCCUCUGUUCCUUUCCUUAUACGGUAUUAAUCUUUGUCAGAUCCAAAGUUUGUUAUAUUGCAAUAUUUAAUCAUUGCCUCAAUAGUUUUGAAGUGGAUUUGUGGAAUGAGGGAGUUUUCCAUUUAUAGGUUUUAAAAAUCGGUCUUUAUCAUAUUUAGCUUUUUAUGUACUUAUUUUUGUGAAUACAAGAACUGUAUGUUUGAUUCUGUGUAUGUUCUUGAUGACAUGUUGGUCAUGGGGAAUUAAGUGCACAUGGGACUCGGUAUGAUUGUGAUGCUUAUUAUUUAUUCACAUUUAUUUUCUUUUGAACUUGGUAAUGCAAAUGUAACCUAUUGAUCUUGUGAAUGUAGUGAAUGUUGCAGAUGAUAGUAAAUGAUAGAUUCUUUGUUAUAUCCUUUGUGUUGAAAAUACAAUAAAACUUGCCAUGUUAUUGACUCUCUGAAUUAA